This is a messenger RNA of Ustilaginoidea virens, 840 nucleotides long. RefSeq lists its product as uncharacterized. The record is from RefSeq and is a predicted model, not a curated record. The transcript is spliced from 3 exons. NCBI's taxonomy places the organism in Eukaryota, Fungi, Ascomycota, Sordariomycetes, Hypocreales, Clavicipitaceae. Gene Ontology annotation, biological process: DNA replication; double-strand break repair via homologous recombination; nucleotide-excision repair. The coding region runs from base 1 to 840 and encodes 279 amino acids. Gene Ontology annotation, cellular component: site of double-strand break; DNA replication factor A complex; chromosome, telomeric region. Gene Ontology annotation, molecular function: DNA binding.
AUGUCAGCAUACGCGGGAUACCACAAGACGGGUUACGGCGCCCAAGGCGGCGAUGACUCGGGCGGCUUCUUCGCUGGGGGCUCACAACAAGGCAGUCAAGGUGCCAGUGGAAAGGCGUACCAAGAUGAAUCCCUCCGCCCCGUCACCAUAAAGCAGAUUCUCGAGGCGGAGGAGGCCUUUGCCGGAGCCGACUUCAAAAUCGACGGCGUCGCAGUCACCCAAAUCACCUUUGUCGGGCAAAUACGCAGCGUCAACCCGCAGCCGACCAACAUCACCCUCAAGAUCGACGACGGCACCGGCCAGAUCGAGGUCAAGAAGUGGAUCGACGUCGACAAGCAGGACGACUCCAACGUCGAGUACGAGCACGACGCCCACGUCCGCGUCUGGGGCCGCCUCAAGUCCUUUUCCAACAAGCGCCACGUCGGCGCCCACGUCAUUCGCCCCGUGGCCGACUUCAACGAGGUCAACUACCACUUGCUCGAGGCCACGUACGUGCAUUUGUUCUUCGCGCGCGGUCCUCUGGGCCAGAGCGGGGCGGCGGGUGCAAACGGAGACAGCAUGUUCGUGGAUGGCGCCGGCCCCGGCCCCGGCCCCGGCCCCGGCGGUGCGAAUGACGGCCAGAUGCCCAGCAAGCUGUCUGGCUGCUCGGCCGUUGCCAAGAAGAUGUUCAACUUUAUGAAUAGUGCUCCCGGUGGGAAUGAGGGCUUUCACCUAAACAUCAUCACCAAGUCGGCAAGCAUGACGGUGCGAGAAGUCUUGACGGGGGCAGAUGAGCUGCUGGGCCAAGGCCUGAUUUACACGACGGUCGAUGAUGAGACGUGGGCUAUUCUGGAAUACUGA